This is a messenger RNA of Erinaceus europaeus (western European hedgehog), 2007 nucleotides long. It is a transcript of the gene CSTF2T, whose product is annotated as cleavage stimulation factor subunit 2 tau variant. Gene Ontology annotation, cellular component: mRNA cleavage and polyadenylation specificity factor complex. Gene Ontology annotation, molecular function: mRNA binding. Bases 45 to 1883 code for a protein of 612 amino acids. The record is from RefSeq and is a predicted model, not a curated record. The transcript has a single exon. Gene Ontology annotation, biological process: mRNA 3'-end processing. NCBI's taxonomy places the organism in Eukaryota, Metazoa, Chordata, Mammalia, Eulipotyphla, Erinaceidae.
CCGGGAGUCUCGGCUCGCCUCGCCGCGUGCCGGGGGCGGCCACCAUGUCGAGCCUGAGCGUGCGGGACCCCGCCAUGGACCGCUCGCUGCGCUCGGUGUUCGUGGGCAACAUCCCGUACGAGGCCACGGAGGAGCAGCUCAAGGACAUCUUCUCGGAGGUGGGCUCGGUGGUGAGCUUCCGCCUGGUGUACGACCGCGAGACCGGGAAGCCCAAGGGCUACGGCUUCUGCGAGUACCAGGACCAGGAGACGGCGCUGAGCGCCAUGCGCAACCUCAACGGCCGCGAGUUCAGCGGCCGGGCGCUGCGGGUGGACAACGCGGCGAGCGAGAAGAACAAGGAGGAGCUCAAGAGCCUGGGCCCCGCCGCGCCGCUGCUCGACUCGCCCUACGGCGACCCCAUCGCCCCGGAGGACGCGCCCGAGUCCAUCAGCCGCGCCGUGGCCAGCCUGCCGCCCGAGCAGAUGUUGGAGCUGGUGAAGCAGAUGAAGCUGUGCGUGCAGAACAGCCGGCAGGAGGCCCGCGGCAUGCUGCUGCAGAACCCGCAGCUGGCCUACGCGCUGCUGCAGGCGCAGGUGGCCAUGCGCCUCAUGGAGCCCGAGCUGGCCGCCCGCAUCCUGCACCGCCCGCGCCCCGCGCCGCCGCUGCUGCUGCCGCCGCCGCCGCCCCUGCCCGCCAAGGCCGCGCCCGGCCCGGGCCCCGCGCCCCCCGCCGCCCCGCAGCCGCCGCCGCCGCAGCCGCCCCCGCAGCCGCCGCAGCCGCCGCCGCCGCCGCCGCCGCCGCAGCACCUGGCCCGCAGGCCCGGCAAGGACAUCCCGCCGCUCAUGCAGACGCCGCUGCAGCCCGGGAUGCCCGGCGCCGCGGUCGGCCUGCCGGGGCCGGGGCCCAUGGCCGACCCCAGGGCCGCCCUGCCCCCGCGGGGACCCCUGGCGCCCGGCGGCCUCCCUCCCCGCGGGCUGCUGGGCGACGCCCCGAACGACCCGCGCGGGGGCACGUUGCUGUCGGUCACCGGCGAGGCGGAGCCGCCCCCGCCGCCGCCGCCGCGGGGCUACCUGGGCGCCGGGCCCCUGGCCGACCCCCGGAUGCUGAUGGCGGCCGAGCCCCGCGGCCCCAUGCUGGACCCGCGGGGGCUCCCCCUGGACGGCAGGGCGGGGGGGGGCGGCGGCGGCGGCGGCGGAGGCCGAGACCGAGACCGAGACGGCCGCGGGCUGGAGCCCCGGGUCCUGGAAGCCGACGUGCUGGAGAGGAGGAGCCUGGACGCGUGCGCCAUGGAGCUGAGGGGGCCCGGCCCCGCGGCCCGGGGCCCCAUGGCCGGCGGCAUUCAAGGGCCCAGGCCGGUCCCGAACAUCGCGGGGGUGGGGGCGCCCGGCGCGGGGAUGCAGGCGGUGGCCAUGCAGGGGGGUGGGAUGCAGGGUGCAGGGAUGCCAGGAGCGGGGAUGCAGGGUGCUGGGAUGCCAGGUCCUGGGAUGCAGGGUGCAGGCAUGCAGGGUGCAGGCAUGCCAGGAGCGGGGAUGCAGGGUGCAGGCAUGCAGGGUCCUGGGAUGCAGGGUGCAGGCAUGCAGGGUCCUGGGAUGCAGGGUGCAGGCAUGCAGGGUCCUGGGAUGCAGGGCGCAGGCAUGCCAGGAGCGGGGAUGCAGGGCGCAGGCAUGCCAGGAGCGGGGAUGCAGGGCGCAGGCAUGCAGGGCGCAGGCAAAGCAGGCGGGGGCCAGCCCAGCAGUUUCAGCCCGGGACAGAGCCAGGUGACGCCUCAGGACCAAGAAAAGGCGGCUCUGAUCAUGCAGGUGCUGCAGCUGACUGCCGACCAGAUCGCCAUGCUGCCCCCCGAGCAGAGGCAGAGCAUCCUGAUCCUGAAGGAGCAGAUCCAGAAGUCGGCCGGAGCCUCCUGAGAGCCCGGUUCAGUUUCUGUUUGUUAGUUAGUUUGUUUUUCGUUCCGUUUGUUAUCUUGAGUAGGGAGAGGGGAGGGCAGAGCGGGUUGGGCCUGUUCAUUCUAACUCGCCGCCAGCUCGCAAA